This is a messenger RNA of Plectropomus leopardus (leopard coralgrouper), 1912 nucleotides long. RefSeq names its product oxidative stress responsive serine-rich 1 (gene oser1). The record is from RefSeq and is a predicted model, not a curated record. NCBI's taxonomy places the organism in Eukaryota, Metazoa, Chordata, Actinopteri, Perciformes, Serranidae. Gene Ontology annotation, biological process: cellular response to hydrogen peroxide.
GUUGUUGCAGAGUCACUGCGACUGUUGGACUGUAAACAAGGCAGAGAGACACAGAGUCGCCAUUUAAAACGAGGCCUUUAACGUCUCCGAUCGAUGUUUUUAUUCACAGUUUAUGUUCGUUCGUGGGAGAUUUCGUGACACGCCUCCAGCCCUGCAUGCGCAGAGUUUUAAUAAACGCGCGGGUUUUGUGUUUUUGGGCACGGUGCUAGCCCAACGAAGCUAGCAGUCAGUUAGCCUGUGUUAGCCGUCGCUAGCCUCGCUGGCUAGCCAACAUCUAAGGGCCCGUUUCGAGGGACAAACCUUUUAUGCCCCGUGUUUAUCUCUUUCUUCACCGCGACCAGGAUAUCCUGAACCCUGGGUGGCUGGUCAGAGCAGCCUCCUCCCACCAUGGAGGCAGGAGGGAAGGACUGUGAGGAGGAAACACUGCAGACGGCGUUCAAGAAGCUCAGGGUCGAUGCUGAGAGUGUACCCGGAGCUGUGAGCGUCUCGGAGGUGUUGGCUCCCAGAGUGGCGUCCCGUGCGUGUCUUGACACCAGCGGAGCGAAGCCCAAACUCGGCUGCCCGAAGGACAACUGGCACGGCUGCAUGAGGAAAACUUCUCGAGGAGCAUCCAGAAGCCAGCGCCGUCGCAGGUCCAAGUCCCCCAUCCUCCACCCGCCGAAGUUCACCUACUGCAGCACUGCCGCGGCCGCCGCACUGUCGCCCUCCAGCGGCUGCCUGAAGCACCAGCGCCUGGCCGUGCCCGACUCUGUGGAGCCUCGCCCCGCGGUCGAUGGAUUAACAGCCUCCUCUGCAGCCGCCCCGGCCCAGAAAGAGCUCUCCUCCUCGGCCGGCUCCCCUCUGGUGUUUGGAUCUUGUUCUGGGUACGAGACGGCGUCCUUACAGGAGAUCCCCUCUGUUGUUACGACAUCAUCCAGGCGAGACGGAGAAGGCGGCGGAGAGUCGAGCAAGGAGGGCGACCCGGAGAAAAGUGCCUGCGAGGGAGCAGAGUCCGGAGCAGCUCCGAUAUCCGGACCUGCAGACGCCGCUGACUUCCGAGCUUUGUCGGAGCUCCACAGCUCCGCGGCGGGCCCCAACGUCCCCCGCUGCUCCUGUGCCUGGAGGAAAAGUUCAGACUCGGCGGCGGCGGAGAGCCGGCAGGCGGCCGAGUCUCAGUGCCAGUGUCAGAGCCUCCAUCAGAGCUGGCAGGGCGUGGAGGUGUACUCCUUCACGGGGCUCCGCAACGUCAUUUCCGAGUGUGAGAGGAGCCCGCCGAGCCGCGGCGACGCCCCCAGAACUCUGAGCGCCAGCAGUAAUGCCGCCGCAGCUUCGCCACCUUCGUCGUUGUCGUCGGGCUCCCCUCGCUCGUGUUCGGAGCAGGCGCGGGCCUACGUGGACGACAUCACAAUAGAGGACCUUUCUGGCUACAUGGAGUAUUAUCUCUACAUCCCCAAGAAGAUGUCACACAUGGCCGAGAUGAUGUACACUUAAAAAAGAAGCUAUUAUCUAAAUAUCAUAAGAAAAUCAUAAAGAGGUUUAUUUCCAGUUAUUGGGGGAAAGGUGGCCUCGCAGGAAUGUAAUUAGCGGGUAAAAGAAUGGAUCAGGCAUGAGAGCUGUAAUUUAAAUAUGAAACUGAUGUGAGAUGUUUCCAUCGUCCCCCUCAGUUUGAGUCUCCACAUCAGUUUACUCAAACUCACCGAAACAAACGAACGAGGAUUUCUCAUCAGUUUUGACUCUCAGCUCUAUCUUUUUUUGUGCUUCAUUUAAAUUAAUUUUUGGGGUUUACAGAUGAAGUUGCCAAAGCUCUUGGUGUUUGCAGGACGAGGUGACGGCGAGAAGAUGCAAACUUGUGAUGCCAAGUGUUUGUGGUGUUGUGAGCUGUCUGGAUUUCAUUUCACUCAAUAAAAAGAAGCAAACAGUUUUUGUCUGGAAA